GCACUUACAUGUUUAUGAGUUUUAACUUGCUUUAAGUUUCAAAGCUCCUACACAGUUCCAUUGUUUUUAUCUUAGUUUGUUUGUUGUUCUACAACACCAUGGCUUCUGAGGAUUCCAAACAGAAACCCCAUGUUCUAGAACAAGACAAAGGUGUGGUGGUGGUGGAGGAGGAGGAGGAGAAGGAGCUCAACAAUGAAACAAAGAACAGGAACAAGAGCAAGAAGAGAAGGAGUAGUUCUUACUUGCCUAAGUUUUGUUUUAGAAUCGAAUAUGGUGCUAAAGGGGAGGGUUUUGAUAUGGAAAUGGUGGAUGCUUCUGAUUCUCAGCGUCCCAAACCCACUCAUUUGAUCAUCAUGGUUAAUGGUCUCAUUGGAAGCGCUAAGAAUUGGAAAUUUGCUGCAAAACAGUUUCUGAAAAGGUAUCCACAUGAUGCUGUUGUACAUUGUAGUGAAUGUAACCCUGCAAGGUUGACAUUUGAUGGCGUCGACGUAAUGGGAGACAGAUUAGCUCAGGAGGUGAUUGUAGUUAUAAAACGUCACCCAAGUGCUAAGAAGAUUUCAUUUGUAGGUCACUCUUUAGGUGGAUUGGUUGCAAGAUAUGCAAUUGCCAAGCUUUAUGAGGGAGACAUUUCAACGGAAUUUUCUCAUGAGAGCAAGAAUUGUGGAGGACAAAUUGCAGGAUUGGAGCCUGUAAAUUUCAUUACCUCAGCAACACCACAUCUUGGUUCUUGUGGUCAUAAACAGUGUCCAAUGUUUUUUGGAUCGCGCCACGCUGAGAAAGCAGCAAUUCGGGCUUCGGGGCUUCUUCGUAGAACAGGAAAACAUCUCUUUUUAACAGAUGGUAUCAAUGGAAAGCCUCCUCUUCUUCUCCAAAUGGUUCGAGACUCUGAAGAUCUUAAAUUCAUCUCUGCCUUACGAUCCUUCAAACGCCGUGUUGCCUAUGCAAAUGUUCGCUACGACAAGCUUGUUGGAUGGAGUACAUCAUCUAUAAGGCGAAGAAAUGAGCUUCCAAAGCGCCAGAAUCUUUCGAGCCACGAGAACUAUCGACAUAUAGUAAAUGUUGAGACAGCAACACCUUCUUCGGAUCCCAAUCAAAUUCCUACAGAAUCCCAAGUGAAUAAUAAUGGAUCUCGUAGACUUGAUAUGGAAGAGGAAAUGAUAAGGGGGUUAACAAGAAUGAGUUGGGAGCGCAUUGAUGUGCGGUUCAAGGGUACCAUGCAGAAAUUUCUGGCUCAUAGUACCAUUCAGGUGACACAUCACCUCAUCAAUUCUGCUGGAGAAGACGUGAUCCAACAUAUGGUUGACAAUUUUCAGUUGUAGAAUUAUUCAUAAAUUUGCCCAAAUUUUUUAUUUUUUAAUUUUAUUAUUGAGGAGAAGGGUGGUGAAGGUGUUUGUGGACUUCUUCACCUUUUGCGGCUACAAAUACACAAGAAUUUGGGGGUUCCAUGAUAUUUUUGUAAAACUUAUUAGGAUUAUUAGAGAGAUGAGUAAUAUGUGUUUGAAAUUGAUGUAAAAACUUAAUAAGUGUAAUAGAAUGAGAAGGUGA
This is a messenger RNA of Arachis duranensis, 1545 nucleotides long. RefSeq names its product putative lipase ROG1. The record is from RefSeq and is a predicted model, not a curated record. The coding region runs from base 99 to 1319 and encodes 406 amino acids. Lineage: Eukaryota; Viridiplantae; Streptophyta; Magnoliopsida; Fabales; Fabaceae. The transcript has 10 exons.